This is a messenger RNA of Coffea arabica (coffee), 6056 nucleotides long. RefSeq lists its product as uncharacterized. Gene Ontology annotation, molecular function: protein binding. Gene Ontology annotation, cellular component: nucleus. The record is from RefSeq and is a predicted model, not a curated record. Lineage: Eukaryota; Viridiplantae; Streptophyta; Magnoliopsida; Gentianales; Rubiaceae. Gene Ontology annotation, biological process: regulation of transcription by RNA polymerase II; regulation of cell shape; cytoskeleton organization.
CUUCUCCUUGUCUCUAUACAACUCUCUUCGUCAUCAAACUACAGACCUUCAAUACAACAUAGACACAGAGCUCCCUCCAAAUAUAUCUAAAAAAUUAAUUAUAAAUUGUAAAAAAGGAAAUAAUUUCCUCCUCUUUACUCCAUAUUUUUUCUCAAAAUUCUUAUUUGUCAUAGUUAUUUGUGAAAUUGUUCAGACCUAUUUUUUUGUGGAUCCCUUUUCUCGGUUUUACCUCAGUUUCACUCAACUUGCAGAAUACCUUACCGUUUUGUUGACAGACAAACUCCAUUGCUGUUAAAAUUCAAAAUUUCGGACUCUGGAAAUUCAAAUUGUCGCUGGGACUUUUACUUGAGCUUUUUUCUUGCAAAUGUGAAACUCUUAUGGCCUAUGGUCGGUCAGGGUUUUGGCAGAACCUCGUGGCCAAAUUUCGGGUUUUUGGCGAUUGCCCUUUUAGUUAACAACCUUAAAGCCUUUAGAAAGGAUACAUGGCUCUUCAGAAAUACGUCCCAGGUGGUGAUGCGCCUUUGGUGAUUAAGAAGUCAUUGAGUUUUUCCAGCAAAGCAAAUGUAAAAGCUCAAUCUGGAGAUUCACAAACACGAACAACAGAAGCUGAUGUAGAUGUUGACUUCAGGGAGAUCUAUUUUUUGAUCAUGCAUUUUCUAUCAGCUGGACCUUGUCAGAGGACUUGUGGGCAGCUCUGGAAUGAACUUCUGGAGCACCAACUUUUACCUAGAAGAUAUCAUGCAUGGUAUUCUAGGAAUGGAGCGCAUAGUGGAGAUGCAGAUGAUGAUGGAUUGUCUUUCCCUUUGAGUUAUAUUAAGUUGGUGGAGAGGUACCCCCACGUUGAAAAGGACCAUUUGGUUAAGCUUUUGAAGCAACUAAUCCUCAAUGCCGCAUCUCCUGCUCAUGGGGUGGUUGACAGAAAUGCUAUAAACGCAGCUGCUGUCCCUACUCUCUUGGGAACCAGUUGCUUUUCACUUCUGAGCAGUGAACAAAAUAAGGCAAAUGAUGAAGUAAAUCAUCCCCCAAGUUACAUGCGUUGGCCUCACAUGUUGGCUGAUCAAUUUCAUGGACUAAGUCUAAGGGAAAUUGGUGGUGGUUUUUCCAGACACCACCGUGCACCCUCUAUUCGUGCAGCUUGUUAUGCGAUUGCAAAACCAUCCACCAUGGUGCAGAAGAUGCAAAAUAUUAAAAGAGUUAGAGGACACCGUUAUGCUGUUUAUUGCGCCAUUUUUGACCGGUCUGGGAGAUUUGUCAUUACUGGCUCAGAUGAUCGACUUGUUAAAAUUUGGUCAAUGGAAACUGCAUAUUGCUUGGCCAGCUGCCGAGGACAUGAAGGUGACAUCACUGACCUCGCUGUGAACUUCAACAACACUGUGAUAGCUUCUGCGUCAAAUGAUUGCAUCAUACGUGUUUGGAGGUUGAAUGAUGGCUGUCCAAUAUCAGUUUUGAGAGGUCAUACCGGAGCUGUUACUGCUAUUGCCUUUAGUCCAAGACCAGGCGCCUUCUUUCAGCUUUUAUCGUCCUCUGAUGAUGGAACGUGUCGUAUUUGGGAUGCUAGAUGCCCAAACCCCAAAAGUACUCGUGUAUAUGUGCCAAAACCUUCAGAUCCUGCUCCUGGAAAGAACAAUGGUCCUUCAUCAAGCAGUGCCCAACAAAGCCAUCAGAUCUUCUGUUGUGCUUUCAACUCUAGUGGAACUGUUUUUGUUACUGGAAGCUCAGACACUCUUGCAAGGGUUUGGAAUGCUUGCAAGGGCAAUGCAGAGGAGUCAGGACUACCUAAUCAUGAGAUGGAUGUUUUAGCUGGACAUGAGAAUGAUGUAAACUAUGUCCAAUUUAGUGGCUGUGCUGUGACAUCUAGAUUUUCAGUCUCUGAUACUUCAAAAGAAGAAAACAUCCCAAAAUUCAAAAAUGCAUGGUAUAACCAGGACAACAUCGUCACCUGCUCUCGCGAUGGCAGUGCUAUCAUAUGGAUUCCAAGAUCUCGUAGAUCACAUGGUAAAAUUGGCCGAUGGACACGGGCAUAUCAUCUUAAAGUUCCGCCACCACCUAUGCCACCUCAACCACCGAGAGGAGGUCCUCGUCAAAGAGUUCUUCCAACUCCUCGUGGUGUUAAUAUGAUAGUCUGGAGUUUGGACAAUCGGUUUGUCCUCGCUGCUAUCAUGGAUUGCAGAAUAUGUGUCUGGAAUGCUGCUGACGGUAGCUUAGUACAUUCUUUGACAGGCCACACUGAAUCAACUUAUGUUUUAGAUGUUCAUCCUUUUAACCCUCGAAUAGCAAUGAGUGCGGGAUAUGAUGGGAAAACGAUUGUCUGGGAUAUAUGGGAAGGCACACCUGUUCGUACUUAUGAAAUUGGACGCUUUAAGCUGGUUGAUGGAAAAUUUUCUCCGGAUGGAACAUCAAUUAUUCUCUCUGAUGAUGUUGGCCAACUGUAUAUACUUAGCACUGGGCAGGGAGAAUCCCAAAUGGAUGCCAAAUAUGAUCAGUUCUUCUUAGGGGACUAUCGACCACUUAUUCAAGAUACACACGGAAAUGUUCUUGACCAGGAAACUCAGCUUUUACCUUACCGAAGGAAUAUGCAAGACCUUCUUUGUGAUUCAGCCUUGCUUCCGUAUCCUGAGCCUUAUCAGAGCAUGUACCAACAACGGCGGCAUGGAAUCUUGGGCAUUGAAUGGCGCCCUUCUUCUGUAAAAUUUGCUGUUGGAGCUGAUAUCAGCCUGGACCAAGAUUACCAAAUGCUUCCCAUAGCAGACUUGGACGUUUUGAUUGAUCCGCUUCCAGAGUUUCUGGAUGUUAGGGAUUGGGAACCAGAAAUUGAGAUACAAAGUGAUGAUACUGAUUCAGAGUAUCAUAUAACUGAGGAAAUCUCUUCUGGAGGGGAACAAGGAAGCUUAAUUUCUGUUUCUUCUGGUGACCUAGAGAGUAGUGGAGAUGACAGUGAGGCUGAGGAUUCCCAUAAGGAUGGCCUUCGAAGGUCAAAAAGGAAAAAACAGAAGGCCGAAAUUGAGGUCACUACAUCUUCUGGAAGGCGUGUUAAGAGGAAGAAUCUGGAUGAAUAUGGUGAUAGUUCCCUUGUAAUUAGUCGUAGUAGAAAAUCAAAACUUGGUCGUAAAGUCUCAAGGAAAAGGUCAUCGUUAUCUAAGUCUUUACGACCUCAGAGAGCUGCUGCCAGGAAUGCUCUUCAUUUAUUCUCCCGAAUUACAGGAACAUCAACAGAUUUAGAAGAAGAAUAUACCACCGAAGGUGAUUCAUCAGGAAUUGAAACCAUACUUGAUGAUUCAAGCAUUGUCAGUGAAGACUCGGAUUUAUCUUUGCAAAAUGAAGGAGGAGAGAACUUGAAAGGAAAACAAAUUUCUGUCGAUCAGUCUGAGGAUUUGGAUAAACGUGAUCUCCGGUCAAAGCUUAAUCUAGAUGCUGGAGCUAAGAGAAGAUUAGUGUUAAAAUUGCCAAACCGUGAUGCAAGUAAAUUUUUAACUCCAAAAUAUGGUGUCCCUGAAUCUGAAAGCCAGCGUGUUUGUGCAGGCCCAUCAUCUACAGCUCCUACACCUGCAGAUGAGGGGAAAAGUUUUACACACGAUCACAAGUACUCUGUUAGUGAUGGACAUGGCAGUGAAAUGGAUAAAAGCCAUACAGGCCAACCUGCAAAGAUUCAACAUUGUUUAGACUUGCUUGAAGGGUGCAAAGAAAGCAAUAUUGGUUGGGGAGGGGUAAAGACUCGCACUUCUAAACGUUCAAGGGUGGGUGAAUCAAUGUCUUCAGUUGCACAUGCUGGAUCUAUUCCAUUUCUUGAUGGACACGACAAGACAGAAAAUGCUUCAUCUGCUUCUGCCUUCCAAAGCGGAGGUAAGACUGAUGAAAUGAUUGAAAUAAACAAGGAUGAAGUUAGUGCCAGCAUUCUUAAUAAUUCUGAAGCUAGGAAUAUCGAUUCAAAUUCAUGUUUGAUUGACUCAAAGGACAUUGAAAAAUCAUCAUCUAAGCAGGUGAUUGAUGGUAGAACUGGACUUUCCAUUCAACUUACUAAUGGGAAAGAUGACAGUUUUAAAUUGCUAGAGAAACCUGUCACAAUGCCAACAAAGCUGCGCAUUAAGUCAAGAAUCUUUAUUAGUGAUCAUGAAAGCUCUGGAAAGAUAGAGGGUCAAUCAUCAUUUGAGGGUUCUGGGCACAAUUCCUGUUGCAUGUCUGAAAGUUCAGACAUUAGGAAGAACUCAAGUUGUGGCCCUCUUGUCAAUGAAGAGACCAGACUACCUAAUUCAGAAAAUGGAAUCCAUGAUCAGGUUGGUAGGUCUUCCAAUUCUGUGUUGCUGGACUUGCAUCAGUUGCCUCCUCAAAAUAGGAUUUUCAGUGCUGUUUAUCGAAGGUCAAAGUCUCUGAGGGGUAGAAGUAAUCAAGAACAUGACAACGGAAAUGGAGCCAGUACUUCAGCUGGAGAAGAUCAUAAUUUACAUGAUGAAAAUGAAGCACUGACUGAAGGUGUCAGGAGGCCAAGGUCCAUUAGAUUGAGGUCAUCAGCUGCAGAUGAUCUUAGCACAGAUGACGGAAAUCUUUUGCAAAUUGAAGGGGUAAGAAAGGCAAGGUCCAUCAGAUUGAGGUCAACUGCUCGUGAUUCAAACUUUUCAGGCAGCAAGAGUAAAAUUAAGGAAGCCCAUGGUGCUUCAUCAAAUACUCCACCUUUUGCAGAAAAUUCUUCAGUGAAUCGAGAUGAUAACUCUUAUGAAGAACAAGGAAUGGGUGCAAAGGUUCCUGUUAUGGGAUUAAGACCGACCAGAAACAGAAGAAGUAGUUAUUAUGAUCGUGAAGCUAGUCCACCAGAUAAAAGGAAACCAAUUCAAUCAACAAGAAGUUCAUGGUUAUUAUUGUCAACACAUGAGGAGGGCUUCCGGUAUAUUCCCCAGCAAGGGGAUGAUGUUGUGUAUUUGAGACAGGGGCACCAAGAGUACAUAGCUUACAGCCAUUUAAAGGAUUUGGGCCCUUGGAGUACACUCAAAGGCCACAUCAGAGCUGUGGAGUUUUGCAAGGUUGAAGAGCUCGAGUACUCAACAAUUGGUGGUUCUGGCGAGAGCUGCUGUAAAAUAUUACUUAAAUUUGUAGAUCUGGAAUCUAGUGUAGUUGGUAAAUCGUUUAGACUGGUUUUGCCUGAAGUGACUAGCUUCCCUGACUUUCUUGUUGAGAGAAGUCGAUAUGAUGCUGCCAUUUCGAGAAAGUGGACUUCUCGGGAUAAAUGCCAAGUUUGGUGGAAAAAUGAGGGUGAGGAAGAUGGUAGUUGGUGGGAAGGCCGGAUUUUGGCUGUAAAACCUAAAUCUCCUGACUUUCCAGACAGUCCAUGGGAAAGUUAUGUGGUUCAGUACAAAAGUGAUCCCAGGGAAACACAUCAACAUAGUCCUUGGGAGCUGUAUGAUGCUGAUACACAUUGGGAGCAGCCUCAUAUUGAUGUAGAUAUUAGAGACAAGCUGCUCACUGCUUUUGCCAAGCUGGAGCGAUCUGUGAUUAAGAAUCGGGACUACUAUGGGGUGCAAAAAUUGAGAGAAGUUUCUCAAAAAGCCAGUUUUAUUAACAGGUUCCCAGUUCCGUUGUCUCUUGAAGUGAUCCAGAGUAGAUUAGAGAACAACUAUUAUAGAAGUUUAGAUGCAAUGAAGCAUGAUGUUAAAGUACUGCUGUCAAAUGCCGAGUCCUAUUUCGGAAGAAAUGCUGAUGGUUUAGCAAAAGUUAGACGUUUGUCUGACUGGUUCACACGGAUACUGUGCUGAUUGUAGUUUUUGGGGACACAAUUUUGUAGAAAAUUCAUCUGACAUUAGGCUUUUAGGCCAAGCUGGUCAUCUUGUAUAUAUACAUUCCUCUUUCAGUUUAUGAUUUGCUCUCCCUCAUUUCGUUGGCUAGGAUAGGGCAACUCCAGCUAAAGAGAAAAUUGGUUUGCCUUUAUAUGGUUGAUUGUUUAGGGGAAACUAAUUUAGGAAUCUAUAAUUUGCUGGUUGUUGGAAUGCUUCUUCCAACGAAUGCAUUUUUGUAUGUUUUUGACAUUGAGAAUUGGCAUCAAUUGGUACAAUAUUUUUAACGUUUCUCUA